Molecule: messenger RNA, 711 nt
Organism: Acaulospora colombiana
Lineage: Eukaryota; Fungi; Glomeromycota; Glomeromycetes; Diversisporales; Acaulosporaceae
Source: the annotation of a GenBank genome assembly
AUGUAUUUGGAAAAUCAAUUGACUUUCCAUCGUAUCCUGUUACACGGAAUCCUUGUACUUAAUUUGGUCGUCGUUGAAAGAAACAGGUGUAAGAAAGAGAACAUCGAGUAUCCUCACGAAGACGCGAUCAACAAAAAUUUGGCCAAAUUGCAAACAGGAAUUAAAGAACUGGAACAGGAACUAUCAACCGCCGAAGAAUCAGGAACUCAUAGUUCCAAAGACCUCAAAGGAAAGGAAGAUAUGCUUAUCAAACUAACCAAGCAAUAUGAAAAACUGAGUGCCUUGAUGCAGGAUGACAUCUCGGCCAGGGAAUUGUUACUUGGGAUCAAUGCAACCACUCAGAUUUCCGCUAAAUCAAAAACAAAAACGGUAAGAUUUUCGCCGAUAGUGGAAACCGAUGACAUGGACAACACACAGGUGCUCCUAUUACAAGAAAGAAUCAUGCGUGAUCAAGAUGAAGACCUGGAUAGGUUGGAUGAAGCUAUUGGGCGCCAGAGAGAGUUAAGCCUGAUGAUAGGCGAAGAAUUGGAUUCACAAAUAGAACUAUUAACGGACACCGAGGCUAUUGUCGAUCAAACGGAUGGAAAAUUAAAUAGAGCCAAGAGGGGACUUGUCAAGAUAUCAAAAAAUGCAAAAGAAAAAGGCUCGGUAUUCUUAAUCGCAUCAUUGGCACUUGUUUUGAUCGUGAUAUUAGUUAUUCUUUUCAAAUAG